This is a messenger RNA of Stylonychia lemnae, 426 nucleotides long. The record is from the annotation of a GenBank genome assembly. Lineage: Eukaryota; Ciliophora; Spirotrichea; Sporadotrichida; Oxytrichidae.
AUGGAUAAAAUGAAACUCUUUGACAAGAUCUCUAUAUAUCUAGAUCCUAUAUUUGCAGUGGUACUGAUCGGACUAGGAGCACUUAGAAUAUACGAAGGAUUGUAUGACUCUACUCUUAAUCUUUUGCUUUUGGCAUAUUACUUCUUCUUUGCAAUCAUUCUAUUAAUGACCAUUUGCUUUAAGAAAGUGCUCUAUAAAUAUAUGGGAUUUCUCAAAGGAGAUUUUUGCAAAGCAUUGUUCUAUAUAUUUUUGGCUAUUCUGAUUUUCGCUGAUUAUCAUUACUGGGUUAAUGUUAUAGUUGGGAUAGUAAUGGGAACUGCUGCAAUCUUCAAUCUAAUUAGAUUUUUGGUAGCAUUAUGUGAUAAGAAAGAAUAGGGUGAAUAGCAAGCAGCAUCCUCAGGCAAAGCCAAUGAACCCUUAGUAUGA